UGACAUUUUAUUUUUUUUGUUUCUCAUUUGCUUCUUUUCUGCUGUUGCCGGUUCAACCAACUUUUUGAACAUACAUAGUAGACAAUGUUAUGGCGGCAAACCAUUGCUCGAACAUCCAUUAGUUAUCAGCGUCGUUCAUUUGUUUCCAAACCGACCAAGUCGCCAUUUGAGAUUUUGUCACUGCCACCGAGUGCGCCCGCUGCGGAAAUCAAAAAACGAUAUUAUGAACUGGCGAAAUCCCUGCAUCCCGACAACACCAUGACGGGCAAUGUCGACCGUUUUCGAGAAGUUGUACGUGCCUACGAAUUCCUUUCCAAUCCUAGCCGUCGGGAAAUGUACUUGAAAAGUGGGCUUGGAUGGGAUAUGCCGUUGACCUCCCCGUCGCCGUGGGGUCCCACUCCGGCCCCUGGACAUCGUCCAGCCUCCUACACCAACGCUUACUGGGCUCACGAUGACACGACUUACCGUGACGGGCCUUGGUCAUCGCACGACAACCCCAAGUAUAUGAGCAAUAAUACCUUUUUGACCAUCCUUGCCGGUGUCUCCGUUACCUUGGGGAUAUUCAACUUUUUCUAUUUCCACAACAACGAAUCCAUCUUACUGGAAGCAGCCAAUCGGCAUCAUUGGCGCGCUUCCAAAGACUUGGCGCAGGCUCGCCGUGACGCUUCAAAAUUGGGAAGAGAACAAGCCGUGGAACGCAUGAAGUAUAAACGAAUGAAAUAUGGACAAACACCGCAAGAAGACAAAGAGUCAUCCUAGACCGAAUAUCCAAAGACAAUACGCAUCCUUCAUUUCCCGAGUCUGUAUGCCCUUCGGUGCAUUUCUGACCGCUCAGCAAUCACCCAUACCACGACAC
Molecule: messenger RNA, 856 nt
Organism: Radiomyces spectabilis
Lineage: Eukaryota; Fungi; Mucoromycota; Mucoromycetes; Mucorales; Radiomycetaceae
Product: DnaJ domain-containing protein
Exons: 1
Coding region: 85-759 (224 amino acids)
Cellular component (GO): endoplasmic reticulum
Molecular function (GO): protein-folding chaperone binding; misfolded protein binding
Source: RefSeq, a predicted model, not a curated record